GCCGCAUAAGUGCGAUGGCUGAGGACGUAAACCAACUGUUUUCGACGGAAGAAUGACUCUCCUUCCCGGAGAUCGAGAAGAAUCGCUUCGAGAAUAUCCUGAGAGAAACUACAAAGCGAUGAAAGACUUCGAACUGGACCCCAAGCUCCCGGAAUUUGUCCUGCGACAACAGAGGAAGCGACGCAACCGGUUCGUCGCGCCCACAGCCAGGCCAGCUCGAGUCCUCGACUACGAUGGAGACGACGAGUGGACGCCCGAGAAGGAGCAAUCUAGCAGGUAUGCAAGCAAAAAUGGAAGCGUAGGCAGUGGAGAAGAGGCGGUCAUAAGAGGAAGGCAGAGUGGAGUGCUCCAGCUUGGGCCAGAAGGAGUGAGAACUACAAUGAUGCGCCACUCAGUGUAGACCAAGUAGAUGUUAUACCGUUGUGGACUCCAGCCAAGUUGGUGGCAGGUGCAAAGGGCACUGCCAAGAUAAUGCCAACAACAGUCGACAGGUCAAGUGGAGCUUCCGCUGCAGAAAAUGUUAAGCCAGAGGACAAGGGGAUCUUUCC
Penaeus vannamei (Pacific white shrimp) is the source of this 548-nucleotide messenger RNA. The record is from RefSeq and is a predicted model, not a curated record. NCBI's taxonomy places the organism in Eukaryota, Metazoa, Arthropoda, Malacostraca, Decapoda, Penaeidae.